CUGGAGGAGAGGGAGGGAUGAGCAGGGGUCUCCAAGUGCGACAGGCCAGUGGCCAUGGAGAAGGAGCGGGGCACCAUGCAGGCGUGGAAGGAGCGAGUAGGGCAGGAGCUGGACCGCGUGGUGGCUUUCUGGAUGGAGCACUCCCACGACCAGGACCAUGGGGGCUUCUUCACGUGCCUCGGCCGUGAUGGGCAGGUGUACGACGACCUCAAAUACGUCUGGCUGCAGGGGAGGCAGGUAUGGAUGUAUUGUCGCCUCUACCGCAAGUUUGAGCGCUUCCGCCACUCUGCGCUUCUGGACUCUGCAAAAGCAGGUGGCGAAUUUUUGCUGCGUUAUGCCAGAGUGGCGCCGCCUGGCAAGAAGUGUGCCUUUGUGCUGACCCGGGAUGGCCGCCCGGUCAAGGUGCAGCGGACCAUCUUCAGCGAGUGUUUCUACACUAUGGCCAUGAACGAGCUGUGGAGGGUGACAGGAGAAGUGCAUUAUCAGAGUGAGGCCCUGGAGAUGAUGGAUCAGAUCAUCCGCUGGGUGCGGGAGGACCCAUCGGGGCUGGGCCGGCCCCAGCUCCCAGGGUCCCCAGCGGCGGAGCCCAUGGCAGUGCCCAUGAUGCUGCUCAACCUGGUCGAGCAGUUCGGGGAGGCUGAUGAGGAGCUGGCGGGGAGAUACGCCGAGCUGGGGGACUGGUGCGCCCGCAGGAUUCUGCAGCACAUCCAGAGGGAUGGACAAGCUGUGCUGGAGAACGUGUCAGAGGAUGGCGAGGAACUUCCUGGCUGCCUGGGAAGACACCAGAACCCAGGCCACGCGCUGGAAGCUGGCUGGUUCCUGCUCCGGCAUGCUGCCCGGAAAGGGGACCCCGAACUUCGAGCGCACGUUAUUGACAAGUUCCUUUUGUUGCCCUUCCGUUCUGGAUGGGACCCUGACCACGGCGGCCUCUUCUACUUCCAGGAUGUUGACAACCUCUGCCCCACGCAGCUGGAAUGGGCCAUGAAGCUCUGGUGGCCCCACAGUGAAGCCAUGAUCGCCUUCCUCAUGGGCUACAGUGACAGCGGGGACCCUGCCCUGCUGCAGCUCUUCUACCAGGUGGCUGAGUACACCUUCCGCCAGUUUCGCGAUCCGGAGUACGGAGAAUGGUUUGGCUACCUGAACCAAGAUGGAAAGGUCGCCCUUACCAUCAAAGGGGGUCCUUUCAAAGGCUGCUUCCACGUGCCACGGUGCCUAGCCAUGUGCGAAGAGAUGCUGGGUGCCCUGCUGAGCCGCCCCGCCCCCGAUACCCUUCCCCCGACUGCUGUCCCCGCCCGCCAAGGCGCGGAAUAAA
Molecule: messenger RNA, 1312 nt
Organism: Lepus europaeus (European hare)
Lineage: Eukaryota; Metazoa; Chordata; Mammalia; Lagomorpha; Leporidae
Product: N-acylglucosamine 2-epimerase
Exons: 11
Coding region: 55-1311 (418 amino acids)
Biological process (GO): N-acetylglucosamine metabolic process; carbohydrate metabolic process; N-acetylmannosamine metabolic process
Molecular function (GO): peptidase inhibitor activity; N-acylglucosamine 2-epimerase activity
Source: RefSeq, a predicted model, not a curated record